GUUCAUCACCACUGGAACAUGCGAGAUAAGAAGAAAGGGCGAGAAUUACUGCAGGCAUCAGUCUGUCUGUUGUUGCAUCUCUUUUUUUGAAAAGCAAAAGGAUUGAGUCGCAGUGGUCUUGUUCAUUAUCUUUUUCUUUCUCGCUUUCUGUCUUAAUUUGACACACUUUGAAAGAUCAUGAAAGAAAUAAAACUCACUUUUAUGAUUUAUAAAUGGUCCAAGGGAAAGGUCAAGGACAAGGCUAACAACGCUGUCAUCCUUGACAAGGCCACCUACGACAAGCUCAUGAAGGAGGUUCCCACCUACAAGUUGGUUUCACCCUCUGUCUUGGUUGAUCGUCUCCGCAUUAACGGCUCUCUCGCCCGCAUGGCCAUCCGCGAGUUGGUCAAGCAGGGCUUGAUCGUCCCAGUCUCAACCCACGGCGCCCAGUUGAUCUACACCCGUGCUACCGGUGCUGGUGGCGAUGAGGAGAAGAAGUCUGCCAAGAAGGCUGCUGCUGCUGAUGAUGAAGAGUAAACAAAAAAAAAAAAAAAA
Lobosporangium transversale is the source of this 534-nucleotide messenger RNA. Its product is annotated as S25 ribosomal protein. The record is from RefSeq and is a predicted model, not a curated record. NCBI's taxonomy places the organism in Eukaryota, Fungi, Mortierellomycota, Mortierellomycetes, Mortierellales, Mortierellaceae. The transcript is spliced from 2 exons. The coding region runs from base 178 to 516 and encodes 112 amino acids. Gene Ontology annotation, cellular component: cytosolic small ribosomal subunit. Gene Ontology annotation, molecular function: structural constituent of ribosome.